Pecten maximus is the source of this 3349-nucleotide messenger RNA. RefSeq names its product pyrokinin-1 receptor-like. Bases 625 to 2160 code for a protein of 511 amino acids. Gene Ontology annotation, molecular function: neuromedin U receptor activity. The record is from RefSeq and is a predicted model, not a curated record. The transcript is spliced from 3 exons. Lineage: Eukaryota; Metazoa; Mollusca; Bivalvia; Pectinida; Pectinidae. Gene Ontology annotation, biological process: neuropeptide signaling pathway. Gene Ontology annotation, cellular component: plasma membrane.
CAGCUCUUUGUAUAGCCAGUUCCAGAUUGAUUCACUUCAUUCACCACAGACACCGAUUCGAGCGUGUAUUAUAUCCGAGAGCGUCUUUUCCUCUCGUGUGCGGACCUCGCCAGUCAUGCCCAAUGUCUUUGGGUUAUACAAAUGUCCCGAUGCCGUUACUGCUGUGGUUACGAUAUGACUGGUACACGAUGACUUAGCGUUAUGUGGUUCUAGACAGUGCAAUAGCGAAAUAACCCUUUGUUGUACAACCUGUAAUAUUACCGGGGCCGGGAUCACUCACCUUUGUACAUUCUGUUGUUCUGAAGAACCUCGCUCUUAUAUUGACAUGUCAUAUAAAUACUAUUUGAACAUCCUAUGGACGCCAGUGUUUAAGAUGGUAGUCAUUUACCAAGCGGAAAUGUAAAAUUAAUUGGAAAUGUGAGGGAGCACCAUAAACUGUAAUGUUUUACAUGUAAAGGAUCGGACAGAACAUGUAAGGGCCACGCAAUACGACUUACAAUGUAAGAGGUUUUCCUAGCAGCCCUGUAUUAGCGGGCCGGCGGAGAUAAAUACCAGUUUCCGGGGACGAGGAGCUGGUAGUCCGCUGUCCCAGGGCCUCUCUUCUUCACCUCAUCCCACAAAACGAUGCACCCCGCGAUAAGGGUGUGUUUGGGCCUUGUCAAAAACAGAACAUUGCACAUCGACCGCAAUGAAGGACCGGACUGUAAGGAUCUAUUUAGGAAGCAUUUGUCCAACAUCUUCAACGAGUCGAGGUAUGGAAAUGCGUCUACGAAUGCGGCACUUCCAGAUGGAGACGGUUUUGACGUGUGGCGCUACCUGGCGCACGAGUUGGAACCAAGAAGGGAUGAUCUACCAACGGUCAUCAGCGUCACUCUUAUAUACUGCAUUCUGUUUUGCACUGGAGUGUUUGGAAAUGUGUGCACGUGCAUUGUAAUUGCGAAAAAUAAGUUUAUGCACACAGCCACGAAUUAUUACCUGUUUAACUUGGCUGUGGCAGAUCUAUUGUUAUUACUUAUAGGCCUUCCACCGGAUCUAUAUACAAUAUGGUCACUGUAUCCAUGGAUAUUUGGCGAAGCAUUCUGUGUGGCGCGCGUGCUUUUCGCCGAGAUUUCGACGUUUACGUCAAUUUUAACGAUAACGGCAUUCACGGUAGAAAGAUAUGUGGCUAUAUGUUUCCCAAUGAAGGCACAGAGAAUGUCCAGUUUGUAUCGUGCUGUGCGCGUGAUAUUCUGCACGUGGUGUCUUUCCACGAUAUGUGCCAUCCCACAAGCGAUACAGUACGGGGUAGUGUAUAUCCCCGACCCUUGGAACACCACCGUAAUACAAUCAGCUAUGUGUACUUUCAAAGCCCAGGAGGGCAUCAAAUGGACGUUCCAGGUGUCGGCUAUUAUUUUCUUUGCUGUACCGAUGACUUUCAUCACAGUGCUUUACACUCUCAUCGCUAUCACCAUCCGGAGAUCAACUCUUAGUCGAGGAUCCAUGGAUUCGUCCAGUAAGGAACAUCUACGUGGCGUGGAGCUCCACGCGCAGCAACAGGCGCGGGCGCGCCGCUCGGUUCUAAAGAUGCUGGUGGCAGUGGUGGUGGCGUUUUUUGUGUGCUGGGCACCUUUCCAUGCCGAACGUCUCAUGGCAAUUUACAUCUCGGAGUGGACAGGCUUUCUGCUCAAGAUUCACAAGAAACUGUUUUACUUGUCUGGGGUAUGCUACUUUAUCAGCGGGACUAUCAAUCCAGUUCUAUACAGCAUAAUGUCCCUGAAGUUCCGACAGGCAUUCAAACAGACUUUACUGCGACAGUGUUGUCGCAAACCUACUCGACAUCGACCGAACCAUUUUUCCUACAAAUUCGUGCACAGAAAUGGCCACACGGAGACGAGCUACACUUCGGUCGGCCCCAUCGGACAUGGGGCGGCUCGCCGGCCGCUCAGUCGGCCGCUCCCUACGAGGGCAACUCAACGGCUCGGAGACAACAAACCUCUCGCUCACAGUUCGGGCUCCACAUCAAGUCAAAAGAGAGAGAGUCUUACUCGCUCUAUUAGUGGAAGCAGUCUGAAAUCAACUGACGAAAUGUGCGGAGAGGAAGACAUGCAGGAAGUUCUCUUCCAGAUCAAGUGUUAUGACAACAAUCGUAACACGGCAGAGCUAGUAAUAGGUGUCUGUUAGGACGCUAGCCAAGGAUGAGCUCUUGAGAACGUCUCAUAUAUUUCGGCAGACGUUAGUGCUGUCUGGACUAAAGGACGAACUCUGUGUGCAUCCUUGGUUUAUGUCUUCAGACAUCAGUACUGAGCAGAUGGUCACGUGGUCUACGAUAUGCAACAUAUUCAGCAAGAGCAAACACAUCGUACGGAAACCCUUCCUCUGUCUGAGAGAAGUCUCAUCGAAGGAUUUCUUCGAUGUGAAAAUGUCCAGGCCACAUUGCUUUAAUCAAAGAACUUCUUGUGUGUAACCGGCAUCUAUUAUGUCUCGGAUGCAUUACAUCGAAGGAAAGGCGGUAAUGGAUAACGCUCACAUACUUGGAGUAAUCAAGGGCCAUGGACAGGUGCAGACAAAUACUGUCGCUUGAUCACGUGAGGUUAUGGCAAUUAGAACAGUCAGAUUGGUUUGUUGUCUCUGACAACGACAAAAUAACUAAUGGAGGUUGUGGCACUUCCGCUAAGAACAGGAAGUAUCGCCGUAUGUCUAUUACUGUGCACGGGUUCCGGGAACUCUGAUUCAUUCGUAACCCUUCGUAAGGAUGUUGGGAAUGGUGCUAUGGAAUGUGGUCCUUGCAGCCAGAAAUAUAAGUAAUACAAUGGAACAUAUUUAUCACUGUAUAUCCAUAUAUUGUAGUUAUGAUCGUUAAACAUUAGCAACUAUUUUCAGGCAUUUCCGACAAUUCAUUCGAUUUAAAAGGAAGUCAAUUAAUUACAAUGAACGAGGCACAAGGCCGUUUCUUUAUUCCUAUUGUACAUACACGUAGAUCUACAGACGCGAAUCCAUCAUGUGGAAUUAAGGCUAAGUACCCAAUCGAUAAGUCUGACUAGGUAUUAUUUCAGAUAGUGAGUUAUAUAAUAUCAUUGAACAGAAUGAUCGUUAAGGGAACUCAUAUAACGGUACAGACAGAACAUUCACAGACAUAAUUACAUUUGAUGUAUAUGUACGACUGGGAUUGCAAAUGUGCAUGCUAUUAUAAUUUAUACAAAAGUAUGUAUAAACCCAUCUCAAGGAAAUUUUUAUAACUUCAUGUUAGCGAGUAAAAAAAGUAAGUGUGAUAAUGUUUAGCCGGUGUGACGGAGAUCUACUUAAUCUUUGAUUGAUAAAUAAACAUCACCAUACAAACUUUGAUUUCUAUAUAAAAAGUGUUGUAAAUGCA